This is a messenger RNA of Pungitius pungitius (ninespine stickleback), 1720 nucleotides long. RefSeq names its product putative helicase mov-10-B.1. Gene Ontology annotation, biological process: regulatory ncRNA-mediated post-transcriptional gene silencing. The transcript has 12 exons. The annotation marks the transcript as partial. NCBI's taxonomy places the organism in Eukaryota, Metazoa, Chordata, Actinopteri, Perciformes, Gasterosteidae. The record is from RefSeq and is a predicted model, not a curated record. Gene Ontology annotation, cellular component: cytosol; P granule. Gene Ontology annotation, molecular function: helicase activity.
CACUUCAGCACACCUGUUAAAAUUCUAAAGGUGCAUCACCAGCAAUCGCUGGGAUACACUUCUAUUUAUUUUCAAAUCAAAACUGAUCUCUCAAUUUAAUUCAGCCAGUGCUGCAAGUUAAUACUUGUUGUGUGGAUACAAAUACAUCAGGACCAUUAUGAGUGUAUUCUCCCAGCACCAAGGGGAGGCACUUCAGGCAGCAUCGCCUGAGGUGGAGUCGAUCCAGAAUGCACGAGCGGGAACAUCACGAAACGCAUGCAAAUCACAAGCUCAGACGUCUCUGAUGGCCCGCCAGAAUAUUGAAGCUCGUCUGAAAAUGGCAGAGUUAUUUCAGCUAUACAAGGCACAGCUAAUCCCAGGUCAUCACAAUGUGACCGUAACAUCAGAGCCUCUCUCGGUGGAAGAGAAGAUCUGCCUCACUGUUUACGACGACAAGACAGUUGUGCCUCUUGCUGUGAAAAAUUGUGGUGUCACGACAGUUCAUUUAAAGCUUUGGGAAUUUGAGCUCGUCGAGGACAUAUUCACUGUCACAGACUGUGAUGGAAACAAUUUCACAAUGAAGCAACUCCAUCUUGGACCAGGGGAGGAAUACAAAAUCAAGGUCCAUUUCAUCUCUGAGCAUGCAGGCUUCUUCGAACAUUUACUGGUCUUUAAAUUCAAAACACACCCCCAGUCUUCAGAUAUAAUUAUUAUGCGCCUCUUGGAAGUCAUACGUCGAACAUCUUUGAGUGAAGAGCGCCUCCCCACAGCCACAAACUCCUUGUGUGAUCUCCACACUUCAGGAUCCAGAGAUGAUGCACAAAGCUGUUUUGGAAUAAUAGUGCGGUUGAAGAACUAUGCGAUUCCCAAUUAUGUCAAAGACCUCACGCAAUCCAACAUGUACCUGGAGAAUAUGCCUCUGGACUGGACAAACUACUCCCAGAGGUUCAAAUUACUGCUGUAUAUCGAGGAGCUCCAGAUGAGGACAGAGCUUGAGAAAUUAAACCAGGAUGUGCCCAUGUUCAGUCACAAAAGCCAAAGGCACAUCACCUUUCUGCAGGUUGCAGGGAUCGCUAGGAUGUCGGCAUCGCUUCUUUUCGGGAUGCAGAUUUUGGUGACUCCUUUAGAAAAGGUUUUUCCUUGUAAAAACUACAAAAGCUGGAUCCAUCAAGUGGAUAGCAGAGCAGAGAAGGUCUACCUGCAAUUCAAUGAUGGGUUCCUGAGCUGUUUCAAGGAGGGCAUGAUGUUCCACCUCAGCUUUUCCAUCAACCGCCUGCCCCAGCGCUCCCAGCAGAGAGCAUUAGAACUGGUGUACCAAUGCAGACUGAGGGAGGUUCUGUUUCCUACUGGACAAUGGUCUUCCCACCGGCUGCUUCCAAACAGGGCGUUUGAGCUCCGGAUUGAGAACAAUCCGGAGCAACGCAAGGCCGUUGAACACAUUGUAGCCGCUUCAGCAAAGCCUUCCCCGUACCUGGUUUUUGGUCCACCCGGCACAGGCAAAACCGUGACCUUGGUAGAAGCCAUCAAGCGGAUAGUCAAGACGCAACCCUCAUGCAACAUCCUGGCUUGCGCUCCUUCUAACAGUGCAGCUGAUAAUCUGUGUGAGAGGAUUCUGCAAGAAAAGAUAGACGAUGUGUACCGCUUGUACGCCCUAAGCUGCCGUGUGAGAGAAAUCCCAGACAGCAUACAGUCUUGCUGCAACUUGAACCAAGAAACAGAGACCUUUGAGAUUCCUUUGAAG